Molecule: messenger RNA, 4576 nt
Organism: Ictalurus furcatus (blue catfish)
Lineage: Eukaryota; Metazoa; Chordata; Actinopteri; Siluriformes; Ictaluridae
Gene: clcn5a
Product: chloride channel, voltage-sensitive 5a
Exons: 12
Coding region: 199-2631 (810 amino acids)
Biological process (GO): chloride transport; transmembrane transport
Cellular component (GO): synaptic vesicle; membrane; early endosome
Molecular function (GO): voltage-gated chloride channel activity
Source: RefSeq, a predicted model, not a curated record
UUAGACAUGUCUGAUGGAGGAAAUGCAAGUCAAGCUGGCUGAAUAAAACUAGCUAGCGUAGCCAGCUAGUAAGAUAAUAUUUAACCAACCGGACAACAAUACGCAUUUUCCCUAAGUAAAUAUGUAACGUCUUAUCAACUUGGUUAAAACAUAUCCUGAAAGAGCUGAACUAAGAGGAUUGAGGUGUGUGAGGUGAGGAUGGAGAACUCUGGCUAUGCAGAGAGCUUUCCUGACAUGCACGCGGCCACCAGCAGCGACGAGGACCUGGUGGAAAUCGCUGGGGCCACUCUGGAUUUCUCCAAUACCGAUGACGUGCCUCCUUUAGACCGGGAUUAUGGAUCAGGUGCAGGUGGAGCUGGGAAUGGACCUAAUGUGGUUCCUAAACUGAUGGACCUUCUAGAUGAGCCAGUGCCUGGAGUGGGCACUUACGAAGACUUCAACACUAUUGACUGGGUGCGAGAGAAGUCCAAGGACCGGGAUCGUCACAGAGAGAUUGCCAGUCAGAGCAAAGAGUCUACGUGGGCUUUAAUGAAGAGCAUCAGUGAUGCCUUCUCUGGUUGGCUCCUCAUGUUAUUGGUUGGAUUGAUGUCAGGUGCUCUGGCUGGUGGGAUUGACAUCUCUGCUCACUGGAUGACCGACCUGAAGGAAGGAGUAUGUCUCAUUGGCUUCUGGUUCAACCAUGAACACUGCUGCUGGAACUCCAACGAGACCACAUUCCAGGAGAGAGACAAAUGUCCGCAGUGGAAGAGCUGGUCCGAGCUCAUGCUUGGCUCCAAUGACGGGCCAUUUGCUUACGUCAUUAACUAUCUUAUGUAUGUGUGCUGGGCUCUGCUCUUCUCCUUCCUCGCAGUGUCUCUGGUUAGAGCCUUUGCUCCUUAUGCCUGUGGCUCUGGUAUCCCUGAGAUUAAGACCAUCCUCAGUGGGUUCAUCAUUCGUGGUUACUUGGGCAAGUGGACCCUGAUGAUUAAAACAAUCACUUUGGUGCUUGCUGUGUCGUCUGGUCUGAGUCUGGGCAAAGAGGGCCCAUUGGUCCAUGUAGCGUGUUGCUGUGGAAAUAUACUGUGCCAUCUUUUUACCAAGUACCGCAAGAAUGAGGCCAAAAGGCGAGAGGUACUCUCUGCUGCCGCUGCAGUCGGUGUUUCAGUGGCGUUCGGUGCUCCUAUUGGAGGAGUUCUCUUCAGUCUAGAGGAGGUGAGCUAUUACUUCCCCUUAAAGACACUGUGGCGUUCUUUUUUCGCUGCCCUUGUGGCUGCCUUCACACUGCGCUCCAUCAACCCGUUUGGAAACAGCCGGCUGGUGCUGUUCUAUGUGGAGUUUCACUCCCCUUGGCACCUUGUUGAGCUGUUGCCCUUUGUGUUACUGGGCAUCUUCGGUGGCAUCUGGGGAGCCUUCUUCAUUCGGGCGAACAUCGCCUGGUGUCGGCGGCGCAAAACCACACGUCUGGGCCACUACCCGGUCCUGGAGGUGCUGGUGGUGACCGCGCUCACAGCUGUGCUGGCCUUCCCCAACAGCUACACGCGCAUGAGCACCAGCGAGCUCAUUUCAGAGCUGUUCAACGACUGCAGCCUGCUUGACUCCUCCCAGCUAUGCAACUACGAUAACGCAACCAACAUCAAGACCAACAGCAACACCCUGCCCGACCGACCUGCCGGCCACCAAGUCUUCACCGCCAUGUGGCAACUGGCGCUGGCGCUCAUCUUCAAGAUGCUCAUCACCGUAGUUACCUUUGGCAUGAAGGUUCCUUCAGGUCUGUUCAUCCCCAGCAUGGCUGUGGGGGCGAUUGCAGGAAGGCUGCUGGGCGUGGGCAUGGAGCAACUGGCAUAUUACAACCAUGACUGGGUUAUCUUUAGGGGCUGGUGCUCACCCGGGGCAGACUGCAUCACACCAGGCCUUUACGCGAUGGUGGGAGCUGCUGCCUGCUUGGGUGGUGUAACUCGGAUGACGGUCUCCCUGGUGGUCAUUAUGUUUGAGCUGACUGGAGGUCUGGAGUACAUUGUGCCCCUAAUGGCUGCCACCAUGACCAGUAAAUGGGUGGCGGACGCACUGGGCCGCGAGGGCAUCUACGAGGCCCACAUACGUCUGAACGGUUACCCGUUCCUAGAGCCCAAAGAGGAGUUCAGCCACAAAACACUGGCCAUGGACGUUAUGCGGCCUCGUCGUAGUGACCCCCCGCUCUCGGUCGUUACACAGGAUGGCAUGAGCGUAGAGGAGGUUGAGACUCUCAUCGCUGAUACAUCUUACAGCGGCUUUCCCGUGGUGGUCUCGCACGAGUCACAGAGGCUGGUGGGCUUUGUGCUGCGCCGGGAUCUCGUCAUUUCCAUCGAAAAUGCUCGGCAACGACAGGAAGGCGUGGUGAGCACAUCACGGAUUUUCUUCACCGAGUACACUCCGCCCCAGCCCCCUAGCUUCCCCCCUCCCCUGAAGCUACGUGGCAUCAUGGACCUCAGCCCCUUCACAGUUACCGAUCACACCGCCAUGGACAUUGUAGUGGACAUCUUCCGCAAACUUGGGCUGCGCCAGUGUCUCGUCACUCAUAAUGGACGCUUACUGGGAAUCAUCACCAAAAAGGACAUUUUAAAGCACAUGGCUCAAAUAGCCAACCGUGACCCAGACUCCAUCCUGUUCAACUGAAAGCUGGCUUUUAUAAUCUCACCUCCUUUCCGAUGUGUCCUCUCCCAAAAAAAAAAAAAACCCUGUUUGAUUUGCACUACAGAUAUUAGUGCUAGGUUGAGAGCGCACUCACACUGUGAUGGCCGUUUUCAGUGCCAAGAUGGACACUUUAUGCACUACGGCUUAAUCGUCAAACUUGAGCAGAUGAUGACCAAGUCCUGGUUUCCAAGUUGCAAGUAGCCAAUGUCGGUGUCAUGACAUAUCAUAUGACUAUCAGUUCAUCUUGAAGGAAAAGAAGAGUGGGGAGUUAAUUGAGUGGAUAUGCAUGCACAAUCCCAAUCAUAUCAAUUUCUUAAUGUAGCUAAAGUGUGUUGAAAUUCCUACAAAAUGAGGAAAAUUUUGAGCUAAAUCUGUGAUUCUGUCUUUUUUCUUUCUUUUUUUUUUAUACAGUUCACAGAUGUGUGUUUUGCAGAUACAUUACAAACAAUUAAUGACUAAUCUCAGCUUAAUAAUUUGCAAUAUUUUAGUCAUUAGUUUUGCCAUAACUUUAAUGAACUAGCUAAAACCGAGCAUCAGGUAACCCCGAGGGGAUGUCUGUGUUUGUUUGUUUGGGUCCUGCGUAAAUGUUCUCAUGUUCUCGCCUUUCCGUUGUAUGUUUAAUGUCUUGACAUAGCUGUGACUUCAGCUUCUUGAACUUGUAGCUCAUUGGUUUUGGAGUUUGAAGAGAAACAGGUUUACAGCAUUGUGAAAUAUGUGAAUGAGUUGAUUUGAAGGGCACUCCCCAUCCCAACCCCUUCCUCCCAUGAAGGGUUGGUUUGCACAUUCAAGCAUUCAGAAUCUUUUCUGGUUUUACCCCCCUUAUGAAUCUGCAGGGCAGCUGGGCAUUCCACUUGUUCGAUUUAAUUGGUUGUUUUGUGGCGUCGCAUGGAUUUACAGCUGGGUAUGACUGACUGUUCUGCCCUGUUGCUUGACCACUGUUGUCCUUUUGAUUAUUAUACAUUUUUCUUUCUUUGCUGGAAAUCUCUUUAGCAGUUACUUCUGUUGUUGAUUUGUGUUAUUUAUGUGAUGUUAAUCAGCACGGCCUAGCUGCCAUGCACCAGUUAUAAACUUUUGGUUUCAUUGUUAUACAUUCUUCUUCAGGUGUGUUUAGACAGUGUAUGAUCAUUUGUCGCGUUGGCAUCUCCACUUGUUUAAAACAAUAAUAAUUAAAAAUAGAUAUUGUAUUACGCUAUAUUCCUCAGGAUAUGAUUUAUGCAUGGUUGGAGACUUUAAUCAUAUUUUAACCACAACCCUAAUCUCAGUGGUUUAAGAUGAAACUAUUUAAAAUAUACAUCUUAUCUUAUCCAAAGCACUGUAUAUAAUAUUUAGUCAAAGGAAACAAUGGUUCUAGGUGUAUGAGCGUUCUCCUGACAUGUUCUUGAUGGCUGCCUGUUGAGUUUGUUUACCUGACGCCGCUCUCAAUCAGGUGCAUAAGCCAACUCGUUCAUUGUUUACGUCCUCCAAAGACACAUUCAUACAUUUUACAUUAAGUUGUUCCUAAAUCCAUCAAGGGCUAGGGUUAAAGCCGGUACUUAUGUACACAACACCUGAUUUCCUUAUCAGGUUUCGUCUUUAAUAAGGUCGGGAGCUCUUUAAGGAAAUCCUGUUGGAUCUGCCCCUUUAAUCACAGCUGUCCUCGUGUACCAGGGUCAUACAUCAUCCCAUGUCAUGUGUGUCAUCCCAUCCCUUUUCACUUACCGUGGACCUCACUUAAAUUAUCUGGAUAAAUCACAAGGCCACUUUUUUUUUGCCAAGCAGUCUAUUUGAGUAUUAUGUACUUGUGAGGUCUUAAAAAAUGUAAUGUCUUUAAUCAGUUGUUUGUACUUGUUUAAUUAUCUGAUCCAUGCUUGUUUAUAUGUGUUCUUCUAAAAUAUGAAUGUAUCAUUAUCACAGUAAUUUAUUCAUUAACACUCAUAAGGCAAGUUGU